Rhinichthys klamathensis goyatoka is the source of this 3342-nucleotide messenger RNA. It is a transcript of the gene flrt3, whose product is annotated as fibronectin leucine rich transmembrane 3. Lineage: Eukaryota; Metazoa; Chordata; Actinopteri; Cypriniformes; Leuciscidae. The coding region runs from base 953 to 2902 and encodes 649 amino acids. The transcript is spliced from 3 exons. Gene Ontology annotation, molecular function: protein binding. The record is from RefSeq and is a predicted model, not a curated record.
UGUGUGUUUGUGUGUGUGUAUGUAUAUGUGAACAAGUGUGUGUGGAAAUAAAAACACACCCAGCUAUUCGCACCAUUGCUGCUACUGAGCCUUUUUGGGAUUGAAAUCAUCUUCCACCGUAUUGGAUUUAUCCUACGGACUGACUUUAUUCUUUGAGGAUAUUCUUUUUGAUUUUCCUUUUUGAAUUAUUGCUUUGUCAGGAAGUUCAGCAUGUGAGAGGGAGUGGGUGUCUGCACGUCAGGCACAGGUUUGUGAAACGAGAGCCAGGGAGCCAGAGUGCUACAGCAGCACAGGAGAUUCUGCUUUCGAGCCACGAGGCUGGAUACUUUAUUCAUGCUCCUGCCGGGAGUGCGACUACAGAAUUCGGGGCUGACUUUGGAGCCUGACUUCAGAACCGAACCACCCUGGAUUUCAGCCCAGCGUACUGCAGACGGACAGAGGUCUUAACGCCAUGACCAGUCUGCUUUGGGAGAGACGGGAGCAGUUCACUUCUCAAAGAGGACUCUCUGUUACACACAAAAGGGUCUGAUUAGGAACCGCAACUUAAAAUAAAAGGAUUCUGCUCUCUUUUUUAUUUCCUUUUUUUUUUUGGUGUCUUUUUUUGUAAUUAAAAAUUACUGAAAUUGCAUGCCUGCGCAGGAAAAGCCUGCCUGAGGUCUGUCUGGAAGUGGAGCUGCUUGCUUUAUAGGUUUAUCUACCAUGGCAAAGCCUUUGAUUGCAUGAACUGUGGACGCUGCAAUACAAGAAAGGAGGUCAGCGGUACAAACAAGGAUCAGUUCAGCAAAUACCAGCCUGGUCAGGAUAUAACCAAAGAGACCCCUUUGACAAGACGGACAAACAUCUCCGGAAAGAAUAGAAAGGAAGGUUUAAAGCCUCAUUGGAUUUGGGGUGGCAGCAGAGGAUUAACUGGCAUUUCUAAAUCAGGGCAACAACCACGAAGAGGACAUUAGCGAUGGCAAGCAAUUACAAGUCCUUCUUCGUCAUCUUCAUCAGAGCUGGGCUUUUGCUUGGCCUGGCCAAUCCAUUGGUGACCUCAGCUUCCUGUCCCUCGCAGUGCCGUUGCGAUGGGACUUUCAUAUAUUGCAAUGACCGGGAUUUGACUUCCAUCCCUUCGGGCAUCCCAGAGGACGCUACAGUACUUUUUCUCCAGAACAACCGCAUCAAAAGUGCAGGGAUCCCUACGGAUCUACAACGGCUAAACAAUGUCGAAAAAAUCUAUCUGUACUGCAACAAUCUUGAUGAGUUCCCCACCAACCUGCCGCUGAAUGUCAAGGAACUUCAUUUGCAGGAGAACAAUAUACGGACUAUCACCCAUGCCUCCCUGGCACAGAUUCCCAUUAUUGAGGAAUUACACCUUGAUGACAAUUCCGUUUCAGCCGUCAGCAUUGAAGAGGGUGCAUUCCGGGACAGCAACCAUUUGAGGCUGCUCUUCCUGUCCCGGAACCACCUAAGCACGAUACCUUCCGGUCUGCCAUUGACUAUUGAGGAGCUUCGCUUCGACGACAACCGCAUCUCGUCCAUCUCAGAGGUAUCCCUGCAGGAUCUUAUAAACCUGAAGCGACUAGUUCUGGAUGGCAACCUAUUGAACAACAGGGGCAUUGGGGAGAUGGCUUUGAUGAACUUAGUCAAUCUGACCGAGCUCUCGUUGGUACGAAACUCCCUGACAUCCCCACCCUCCAACCUGCCUGGCACAAGCCUGGAGAAGCUAAAUCUUCAAGACAACCACAUCAAUCACGUACCAGCAGGUGCCUUUGCUUUUCUGCGACAGCUGUACCGCUUGGAUCUGUCAGGCAACAACUUGAGCAGUCUGCCCAUGGGUGUAUUCGACGACCUGGAUAACCUUACCCAGCUGCUCUUGCGUAACAACCCAUGGUACUGCAACUGCAGGAUGAAGUGGGUACGUGAUUGGCUGCGCACCCUUCCAUCUAAGGUCAAUGUGCGUGGCUUCAUGUGCCAGGGUCCCGAUAAGGUCAAAGGGAUGGCCAUAAAGGACUUAUCCACAGAGCUGUUUGGCUGCUCGGACACGGAGAUUCCACCCACAUUUGAAACCAGCACAGUCUCAAACACUUUGCCACCCUCUCGACCCCAAUGGCCCUCAUACGUAACUAAAAGACCUGUGGUUAAGGGUCCAGACCUUGGAAGAAACUAUCGUAGCACAACACCAUCCAGUCGUAAGAUCAUCACAAUAAGUGUUAAAUCCAGUAGUGCUGAGACGGUGCACAUAUCUUGGAGAGUAUCUCAGCCCAUGACAGCCCUGAGGCUCAGUUGGCUAAAGCUGGGCCACAGUCCUGCAUUCGGAUCCAUAACUGAGACCAUUGUCCAAGGGGAGAGAACAGAGUACCUGCUUACAGCUCUGGAACCCGAAUCCUCUUAUCGGAUAUGCAUGGUUCCCAUGGAAACUAGUAACAUUUACCUGUCAGACGAGACACCUGUUUGCAUAGAGACAGAAACUGGCUCCCUGAAAGCAUACAAUCCCACCACAACCUUGAACAGAGAGCAGGAGAAAGAGCCUUAUAAAAAUUCCAAUCUGCCUUUAGCUGCUAUCAUCGGAGGAGCAGUGGCCCUUUUGGCCAUCAUCAUGCUGGCCCUGGUGUGCUGGUACAUCCAUAGGAACGGCUCCUUAUUUUCCAGGAACUGCACAUACAACAAAGGGCGCAGGCGUAAGGACGAUUACGCUGAAGCUGGAACAAAGAAGGACAACUCCAUCUUGGAGAUUAGAGAGACCUCUUUUCAAAUGAUUCCCAUAAAUCACAUGCCUGUUUCAAAGGAGGAGUUUGUUAUACACACAAUUUUUCCUCCCAAUGGCUUAAGUCUUUACAAGAGUCCACACAGUGAAAACAGCAUCAAUAACAGAAGCUACAGAGACAGUGGAAUACCAGAUUCAGACUACUCUCAUUCAUGAUAGUGUGCGCGGAUUACAAAGACAUUUUAUUGCUAAUGAAAGACUUGGAGGCUGCUUGGUCUUUUGCAAAACACUGGAUUGAAAAGACUGAGAAAGCAUUGUUAUGUACAUUUGCCAUAUAAUUUAUAUUUAAGGACGAUUUAUUAAAAGGAAAAAGGUUCCGAUUGCAGGCCAUCACUGAACCGUCGGUGUAUGCUGCCACAAACUGCAAUUCUAUAUUUUAGAUAUUUGUAGUCAUUUGUACUGUACUUCCUUUACUUAUGGUUUUAGACCAAUUAAAAAAACUUUGUGCUCUACUGAGAUAUGAUGACUUGUCAACUGUGAAAGUGGGUUUUCAUUGCUGUGUUGAACAAUCAGAUAUUAGAAAACCAUGUAGUAUAAGCACAGGUCAAAACUAUUGCUAUGUUGCUGUCAGUGAAAAAAAAUACAACAAAAAACAA